GCUCUAUCCAGCUGACAGCGUGUUUGGCGGAAAAGGCCAUGGAACCCAUCGAAUGGCUCAUCAUCGGCCAUCAGAUUUACAAAGGUCUCAAGUUUGGGAUGAAGGUCCAGGAAGCGGCGGCCAAGGACAAAGCCAAAGCAGAGGCGGCAGCCCGAGCUCGACAAGCCGAUUUGCUGGACAGAGCCAAGCAUCAUCAGCUGGACGAUGUGGAUCUGUGCAACCUUCUUUCGGAUUUCUUGGAAGUGAACUUCGACAGUGAUCGCGACGGCCAUUUGGGCCAGCGUGAAAUCCUGGAGGGCGCCCGACGUUUGAAGGAGGCAGCGUUGGAGACCAAGGAUCCUCAAAUGCGUCAAUGUGUCGUGGACUACUUGAGCCUCCUUGCUUGGGCAUUCAAGGUGAACAAAGCCUUGGAGUUGAACAUGCGCGAGACGGUGCGGGCUCUGCAGAAGUAUAUGGAGCCGGGUGAGGAAUGCGAUCCAAAUCGCGUCCAGAUUGAACUCAUUGUCAUCUCCUUUAUCCGCAACCCACAGAGCCGCAGCCUAGCCCAGAAGCUCGGGGCUGUUGGCGGCAGCCGCAGCGGCAGCGGCAUGGGGCCGGAGACCAAGAAAGUACUCCAAGAGGAAGUGGAAGACGCAGUGAAGGAAGGUGUGAAGGACAUGUGCAAGGAUGUUGCGCAGGAGGCCACUUCAGAAGUUGCCAAGUGUUUCAUGGAGAACUUGCCGAGCUUGCUCUUGCCCUGACCUUUCAAGCCUUUAAAAGCUUGGAGAAGCCUUUGUUUGUGCCUGCAGGGUUUCACCGCAGGCUCUUGCUGGGAGUAGGGAAUGUGUCCGGUAUAUGCUGGUCAUUUUCCCGGCAUUCCACGCACUGCACUGAAAGCUGAGAGAGGAA
This is a messenger RNA of Effrenium voratum, 888 nucleotides long. Lineage: Eukaryota; Dinophyceae; Suessiales; Symbiodiniaceae. The record is from the annotation of a GenBank genome assembly.